CUAGAUCUACAGAACAUGUAUAUUGGCUUUGGAAACCAAGUGAGGCCGAUCCGGGAGCAGUGAAGUCAGUUGGGCUUGGCCGGAACAGUGUUCCAACAAUAACGCAGUCAUUAACGUUACUUGGCGUAGCGACAUAACUUUAUAACCCAAUAUAAAUGCAGCUAUAUAAAUAUCUCCAUCUGCUCUUCUGCUGAGGACGCUUCUAGAGAUAGCGUUAUCCCAGUGUUCAGUAUGGCAGACUGUGAAGAAGUGGACUGUCCAGUGAAUGCCCUGGCUCCCUCCAAGCUGAUAGAGGAAGUAGGAGAUACUUGUGCUACAGACUCUUCCAGUUCCACCACCACCCUGGAGUGUGCCAUCUGCCUGCAGAGCUGCAUCCACCCCGUACGCCUCCCAUGCUGCCACGUCUUCUGUUUCCUGUGUGUGAAAGGUGCCUCCUGGCACAGCAAGCGCUGUGCUCUCUGCCGACAUGAAAUCCCAGAGGACUUCUUGGAGCGGCCAGUCCUCCUUUCACCUGAAGAACUGAAAGCAGCAGCCACAGGGGUGAGCCGAAGUGUAGGGACAGGGGCCAGUUCCCGUGGAGACAAUGCAUGGUACUAUGAGGGGCGCAACGGCUGGUGGCAGUAUGAUGAGAGGACCAGCCGGGAGCUGGAGGAGGCCUUCGCCAAAGGCAGGAAGAGCACAGAGAUGCUGAUUGCAGGGUUUCUUUAUGUAGCUGACCUGGAAACCAUGGUGCAAUAUCGCCGGAAUGAGCAUGGCCGCAGACGCAAGAUAAAGCGAGACGUUGUUGAUAUCCCCAAGAAGGGAGUCGCGGGACUGAGGUUAGACCCUGAAUCUGCCCCCAUUCCUGCUUUACCAGUUGUCACCCCAGCUGCAACAGAACGUGUCAGCUCAGCUGAUGGAUCGGACACUGCAGGCCAAUCACAGUCUUCAUCCUUUGGGAUUAUGACGUCUCUUCCCCCUGUUAGACCUCCAACACUUCUGGGGCGCCAUCCUACCAGUCCCCUUUCUCCCUCACCCUCAACCCUGGAAGAGUCUUUCUCCCAGGUCCUAAUCAGCCAGCCAGAGGGUGAAGAGGUGGAAGAAGACGAUAAGCUACAGACGUAUGAGCAUGCAUCCGGCAGCAGUGAGAGUGAAGAGGAAAGGGAGUGCGAGAGAGGGACAGCAGAAUCCAUGCCACAGAGAAGACAUAGACAAAAACCGCUAAGAGAGAGCCAGCCAGCCAGAAUGCCUCCAAGAGGCGGGCCCUCCAGCUCUGCAUUCAGUCUCCGCUCACGUAGUCCUGAUGGACAGUGCACUGAGACAGAAGUGUGACUCCAAGUGGACAGUGGUAUCUGUUCCACAGAUGACAGUUCUUAAACUUUUAUCAGUUCAGCAAAAAAGUUUGAAAACUAGUAUGCAUCUUUAAAGGUCCCAUGAAAAGAAAAAUUCAUUUGUUAUGUUGUUACUUGUGUCACUGGGUGUAUUUUCACUACAUAACUCCUGGGAUAAACUCAUGUCCAUCUUUGUUGUCCUCCUCCCAGUAUUUUGUUUCAUGCAGAAAUGCCUAAAACAAUUGAAAAAGUUAGAACAUUAAAGCCAUUUCAAGGGACUUUUAACACAUAAAUCACACAACACAUACUGAAGCCUUUUGUUGAAGACUUCAAAAGCUAGUUUCAUCCAGCAAUACUGUUUAUACAAUGGUAGUUAUGCAUCGCUCUCAGCAACAAGUUAUGUAGUGAAGCAUAACACAGUCGUGUUUUCAGGCCAAAAAAAGGCGAAGACCAAAGACAACUUCUCGGUCAAUGUUAUCCAAAAAUCAGUUGCUGCCUUUACGUCAGUUUGUGACGUGGCAAUUCAAUGUCUUUAUAACACCCUCUGUGUUCUCUAAUCUUUUGAGCUCAUGUUUUUUUCCCUCUUUUGUAGUGAUGGUGUAAAAAUCAAGCUUAAAUGUAGCAUCUUCUGUACCAGUUACAGAAUGUUUAACCUGCUUACUUUUCCCUGCUUUGCUGAUUAGAUUUUUUUUUUAAGUUAAGAAGUUUUAAUCAGGACCUAAUUAAUAACUAUUUAAACUGGAGUUUGUGUGUGUGUGUGUACAUAUGUUUAAACAUAUGAGGGGAGAGAGACUGUGUAUUCCCUCUAUUUGAAUAUGAAUGUCUUGUUUUAAUAAUGGCAUGUGUUUGUGUUGUUGUAAGCGGUGUUGGGUGCUGAAAAGCUCCUGGCAGAACCACUGGAAAGUGUUAGGCUAUAUAUGUAGAGAGUCACUUUUGGAUUUCUAUUUCUUUUAGUACUCUCAAUAGGACUACUAUCAGAACACUGGCAUUGACAUGUACUUGGACGAGCUUGAGCUGUCCUCACAUGCUCUGUUUUUUUCCUUUUUGCUCCAGCUGCUAUUAUUUUUAUUGUCAACUUUACACUGUUACUGUUUUACGGUCUGAAUGAACUAAAACAAACUUAUGUCUGUAUGGUGUAGCCCCUGUGGUGCUGUGUCAAGUUAUUAAAAGUGUUUAUCUAUAAUUUAAAAUCA
This is a messenger RNA of Siniperca chuatsi (mandarin fish), 2503 nucleotides long. Its product is annotated as E3 ubiquitin-protein ligase rnf146-like. Gene Ontology annotation, biological process: ubiquitin-dependent protein catabolic process; Wnt signaling pathway. The record is from RefSeq and is a predicted model, not a curated record. Gene Ontology annotation, cellular component: cytoplasm; nucleus. NCBI's taxonomy places the organism in Eukaryota, Metazoa, Chordata, Actinopteri, Centrarchiformes, Sinipercidae. The coding region runs from base 232 to 1311 and encodes 359 amino acids. Gene Ontology annotation, molecular function: ubiquitin protein ligase activity; zinc ion binding; poly-ADP-D-ribose binding. The transcript is spliced from 2 exons.